Geodia barretti is the source of this 444-nucleotide messenger RNA. The record is from the annotation of a GenBank genome assembly. NCBI's taxonomy places the organism in Eukaryota, Metazoa, Porifera, Demospongiae, Tetractinellida, Geodiidae.
AUGAGCAAUCCCGAAGCAAUCACCGGGCAAGACGAGACCGGCCAAGACGGGCCCUUCGCCGAACUGCUGGGCAUACGGCCCGGCAUAUCCGCCGAUGGCGUGGGCACGGCGUUCAUGACCGUGGCGGACAAACACCGUCAACGCGCCGGCGUCGUCCAGGGCGGCAUCCUGGUGGCGUUGGCAGACUACGCGUUCUUCCGCGCCUGCCGCUCCGUCCUCGGGGAGGGUGAGCACGCCGUCACCAUCGAAUUGAAACUGAACUUCAUCGCGCCGGCCGGUGAUGGCGAGUUGACCGCCCGCAGCUCCAUCAAGAGUCGCGGAGGCCGCAUCAUCGUCGGCGACAUGGAAAUUCACGGAGAGGAAGGCCAGCUGAUUGCCACCGGGAUUGGGACCUAUAUGACGGUUUACGACCGUCACCGGCGGCAGGCGGAGGCGAAUACCUGA